Molecule: messenger RNA, 3387 nt
Organism: Oryza brachyantha (malo sina)
Lineage: Eukaryota; Viridiplantae; Streptophyta; Magnoliopsida; Poales; Poaceae
Exons: 4
Coding region: 76-2862 (928 amino acids)
Biological process (GO): DNA replication; regulation of DNA-templated DNA replication initiation; mitotic G2 DNA damage checkpoint signaling
Cellular component (GO): nucleus
Molecular function (GO): chromatin binding
Source: RefSeq, a predicted model, not a curated record
AGAAGAGAAAAAACCAAACCAUUCCAGACAGAUCUACCUCUACUGCAGAUCCUCCGCCGCCGCUGCCGCCGCCCGAUGAUGGCCGGCGCCGGCGAGCCCCGCCGCGUCGUCCUCCUCGUCGACGUCGACCCUCUCCUCCCCUUCCCAAAGGCGACUACCCCCGCCGCGCAGUCCGCCUCUCCCUACCUUGCCGCCGUCCUCCCCGCCGCCGCCUCCCUCCUCGCCGCCUCCAGCUCCCCGGCCUCCCUCUCCGCGGCGCGGCUCUUCUUCUCGUCCCUCUCCCCGAUCCUCUCCUCCUCCCUCCUCCCCAGGCCGCUCCCGGCCGCCCCGACCCCGCUCUCCUUCCACCUCCACACGGAGACUCUCAACUCCCUCGCGCCGCUCCGCCGCCUCGCGCUCCCUGCCUGCGCGCACCCCCAUGUAACCCCCUCCUCCUCCAUAGCCAAGUCCAUCCUCCAGCUCGAGCACGAUUACCCCUGGGACGCCGACCCCGAGCAAGGCCGCCGCGGCCGCCUCCGCGUCUUCGAGCAGACGCCCAAUUUGGUGGUCCUCUUCACUGCCGCCGCCGAAUUCGAGGAAUUCGGGGGAGAAUCGAACUUCGCGGGGAGAUUUCGAGGGGUUUUCAGGCCGGUGAGGGACCGGCUGGCGGCAAGGGGUGUGCAGGUCUGCUGGGUUGCCGUCAGCGCCUGUGGCGAUGGGGUCGGGAGGGCGGUGACGGAGCUGGGGUGGUGGUUCACCACCGCCGACGCGGUCACGUUGGGAUCGGCGGUUGCGACGCCGGGGCUUGUCUGGGGAGGUCUUGGCCUUGGGGAUGAGGAAAGUGGGAGGCGUGGGGAGGUGGUGCUGGAGAUCGCGGAUGUGGAGGGCAAGCCACUGGUUUGCAAGGGUUGUGAAGUCGAGGUGAUUGGCUCUACACCAUGGCUGUUGGGGGCUGGUAGUGUAUUCAAGAUACAUGUGAAGGCAGUGUGCGAGGUGGAUAGUUGGGAGCAGCUGAUGGCCGGGGAUGGUGAUGUUGCCAUGGUGCGUGGAUGCUUUCGGGAGGCUGGCAAAAGUGACGGUGAAGAAGCUGUGGAAAAGGAGUUCUUCCCACAGCAGAUUCUUGAGUUGGUGCUUGGUGAUGAAAAGGAUAAACUUGGGAGAGGCAAGCCGAUUUGGCAGCUUAUUCUGGUGUUUCUUCAUAGGAAGAAUUAUUGUGCGAUGGUGUCGGUUUCUGAUGGAGAUGGGAAUACUAUAGAUGGUGUCAUUGUGCCUGUCUCGAUGAACUCUGCAUUACUUCAUGUUUCGAAGAGUGGUGCUGGUUUUGGUCAGGUGGUUGCAAAGGGCCCUCAAUUGUUGGAUAGUUGCAUGUCUGAUACAUCGAAGGAGCAGAGUGCGAGGAAGAAGAAAAACAGGCUUAUCAAUAAGCUAUUUGAGGCGACAACUUGGAGCUCCUUCUGUGAUGUGCUCCUCAAACAUGCUGAUGGCAGCAUGCCAGUGGUGGACUUGGAAGACCUAUAUUUCAGCAGGUAUGGUGCCACAUCUAAAAAACUACGGUUUUUGAAAUGUUGGAUGAAACAAGUGAAACGACAGUGUCUUAGUACUUUGUCAAGCACAGUUGCAAUUACAGAAGAAGAAAAAUAUCUUUCCUCAAAAGAUGAAACAGAAGCGAAAAAUCCAUUUUCAGAAGAGGAUGCUUCAGCCCCUCUUGUCAAUUUUUCUGUGGAUGAAGUAGAUUGUGACAAGGAGGACAAACCAUUGGAUGAAAUAAAUUGCAACAAAGUAGAGAAACCAAUGUAUGUUGACACUUCAGAGUUUUCUUCUAUGGAAGAUUUAGAAGCAUUUCUUGGGAGUGUCCCUCAGAAGAUUGAGCAAAGUGUUUGUUCUGAAGAUGCAGAUUUGGGCAGUUUAGCUGGACGUUUGGUUGGCUUGUCUGUUCAUGCACUGAUGAUUAAAAAUGGAAAGAUCUCAGUGAGGUACUCUGAUCGUGGGGAAAUGGAGGACGUUUCUGAUGGAAAAAUUGCCAGUGAGGCUUCCAGUAUUCUGUUGAGGAAACCUAAAGAGCUGGUUGCAAAGUACAAAGACAGCAAUUCAGCAUGUGCUACAUCUCAGCAAACCCCAAAAUACAGCACAACUUACAAAAUCCGAGAGCAUGAACUGCAGAUAUUGCUUAGGAUGGAAAUAAUGAAGUCUGAACUUGGAACUGGAAUUGAGGAAGGCUCCAAACAGAAGAUGAUAAAAGAAAUCUGCUCCCUUUUGCAGUUUAUUGAUAUCAACCUCCAAGGGGAUUCAUUUCAGUCCAAUGGUAUUCUUGAGUUUGCCGAAAAGACUAUUAAGAUCAGGUACAUCGACUCCAUGGAAGAUGUGAUCAAGAAGAUAUACACCGAGAUGGAGUUCGAUCUCUUCGACGACGAGGUGGAAUGCUCCGAUUCCCUGCCCAGCAGCAGCAACCAUGAGGUCGAUGGGAGCAACAGCCGCGGUAGCCACCACAGGAGCAACUCCGCGCCUGACCUGCCGCGACAUGAUCACGCCAGCGGCGGAAGAAGCAGGCACGAGGAGCGGCUGGCGAAGGCGGAGGAGAGGAGGAACAGGGAGCGCAGGCUCUCCUCCUUCACCAGCUGGGUGCCCGACCUCCGCCGCGUCUGGGCGCUCAAGCACCCCGGGAAGGAGCCCCCCGUGCCGCCGCAGUCAAGGCAGGGGUCCAAGCGCAGGAAGCGGCGCCGCGCGGCGUGCACCGACAUGGUCUGCGAGACGCCGAUGACGGCGGCGGGGAAGCGGCCGCAGCCGCCGGCUCUGACCCCCGGCGGCGCGGGCUCGCUCGCGGCCGUGUCCAAGGCUCUGUUUCACGACGACGAGGCGGCGGACGUCAGCUCAAGCAGCGUGUGAGUCCUGCCAUAGCUGGAACAGCUCUGUUUCACACUGUCUGACUGCCAUGGCUCACGCUAGUACCACCACGACUUCACACACAGAAGUACAGAAAACCUCAAAGCUCACCGAAGAAGAGGGUUACUACACACACCAUGCAUCGUCUGUUGCAGUUGUCGUUUCGUCCAGGACGAGCGAUACCUGCAGCCAGACUGACGUCCACGACGCAUGAACACGAUGCAUCGUGUAUGUUGGGAAAAGCUGAGGGCAUGCUGGAAUGCUAUCAUCGUAUGGAGUAUAGAUGGCGCCUGUACCUGCAUGACGUGAAGGGUGCGAAGGGGUGCAUGGACGUAAAGAAGAGUCAUGUACCUGACCGGAUUCUUGGCCUGGAGUGUGUUUUACACCGAGGUAAAACGUGAUAGGUCAAUGUUACAAUCCUUCUUUGUUUAGGAAAAAAAACGAAUAUAUGCUACCAUGUUCUCUGUUAUACUACUUCCUACAGAAAAAUAUAUUACUCCUGUUACAUGCGUGUCUAGCAUGCGCCAA